AUGCCGCCAAAUUCGCCCACCGGAAUAAAAAAGACAGAAAUUAAAACUGAAUUAAAACACUGGGAACACAACUUCUUUAAGAAUAAUCAGAGAAAACCCGGCAGGGAAGAUGUAAAAGCAAACCCGAGAAUUGCUCAACUGUAUAAAGAAUAUAACCAAAUCAAAAGGCGGAGUUCUCUUCCGUUGAAGCCUCCAGCCAGUCCUGAUACUUCACGGAAACGACCAUUUCAAUCGAUUGAAAAUGUGACGCCAAGACACUCUGCUAUUUUAAGAACUCCGGGAAGCGUAGAAAGAACCAUUCUCGGCCCAACACCGCAACUCACUAGAAAACCGAUUCAAAUUUUUGAAGACAUUUCUCCUUUAAAACCCUCUCCUUCCAAACAAGAUGUGUCUCUUGUGCUUCCCUCCGACAACAGUCCAGUCCCUCCCAGUCCACUCUUUACCACGCCAACGAAAGCCAACAUUCCAACGCCAAGAAAGCAAAACAAAAUCAUGGAAACUCCCACAACUCUGCGAAUGGCCGUUCCCUCUUCACCCGACCUUUUCCAUUUCGCGCCUCCAAAACGCGGGCUUUCAACGCUCCUUAAGGAGCUUAAGGCUAUGGAGGAUGAGUAUGGAAAGGAUGAGGAAGAUGUAUUGCACGAAUUGGAAAGCGAUGAAAAGUCCGCAAAUGCGGAUAAUUAUGAUGAAGAUCCCCUAAACCCGUUCCUACUUCUAGCCCGCGAUACAGAGACAGAUGAGACAACGUCAAAGGAACAAGGUUCACAGGAGCCACAAGUUCGGAAACUCAAAGUAAAACGUCAACAUAGACGUGUCAAACUACCUCCAUCUGUACCCAACGCAAAGAGUCAUUUGCAACCAUUAGAAGCAAUUGACGAAGAAGAAGAGAUUGGUACUGACGAAGACGACGAAGAAGUGAUGCCGAACACUACAUCUAUGGACGGUGUUCCAAGCGAGUCCACAAUAUUGCCGUCUAAAGUUACUGAGAAGCCAGCAAAAAGACGAAAAAUUAAGGGCAACCUCACAAUUGGUCUCCAAGUUAGCUCAAACUAUACAGCAUACAAAUUACGAAAAGGGAAAGCUGGAGGCCGAUUUCGUCGUCGUCGUCGAUAG
Molecule: messenger RNA, 1113 nt
Organism: Schizosaccharomyces japonicus yFS275
Lineage: Eukaryota; Fungi; Ascomycota; Schizosaccharomycetes; Schizosaccharomycetales; Schizosaccharomycetaceae
Product: DNA replication checkpoint protein Drc1
Exons: 3
Coding region: 1-1113 (370 amino acids)
Biological process (GO): mitotic DNA replication preinitiation complex assembly; DNA replication preinitiation complex assembly; DNA replication initiation
Cellular component (GO): nucleus
Source: RefSeq, a predicted model, not a curated record